This is a messenger RNA of Diabrotica balteata, 1266 nucleotides long. NCBI's taxonomy places the organism in Eukaryota, Metazoa, Arthropoda, Insecta, Coleoptera, Chrysomelidae. The record is from the annotation of a GenBank genome assembly.
AUGUUCAGUAAAGCAGUGGCCAUCAUUCUGGUUAUCCAGUGCGUUGCCGUUUUUUCGGCACCACCAGGAAGCCCUGAUACAGUCGUCACCACAGUGGUCGAUGGAAACAAAAAGAUGCAAGAUUUGUUAGAUUCUUUGUCUUCUCCAGUGCCAACGACGACCACUACAGGAGGCAAAGUAAUCAAGAAGACUACAACAACAACUACGACUACUACUACCAACAAAGACGAAGCUCCAGUUUCAGAAGUUGAUCAACUCCGAGUGUUGUUAAAAAAUCCAGAGUUCGCCCAACAACUCAGAGAAUUUUUGUUCCAGUUUUUGAAAAUGUACAACGCGUUGCACAAAGGAUCAGAGACCACUAAGACCAUAACAACCACAGAGAACCUUGAUAUACCAGCCUUAAUGAACAACCCAUCUUUCGUGCAAUUCUUAGGUGGAUUCUUCGGCAAUAGUCAAAAAACAACUGGAACUGGCAUGGCUUCCAUUGUAAACGAAUUGAUCAAUGAAGGGAAAAAUGCUCAAAAAUCAAGCACAAACUCACAAACAACUGUAACAGAAGAAUCUGUUGUCAACGGACAUUCUCGUCCCGUCGAGGUUGUUGUAAAACCUGUAGCAACUGUAGCUACUGGUCCAGACUCUCUCAUCGAUCAAAUCACCUCAUCAAGCUCUACUAAAACGUCAAGUUCUACCUCUUCAACAACAGCCACCAACCCUGCAACGACAGUCAUCACCACCGGAACAACGAACUUCCCAUCAAGAUUCUACACUGAUGAUGUAACAGUCACAGUAAAUGAACCCACCGUUGAAAUUUCCCGCCCAUCAGUGAUCAUCACCAGACCAACAACUUCCGUGAUUGACGACAAUGAACAAUGGUCCAAAGUAAACACUGUUAACAACCAGAUGAGUGCAGAAGAAAUGAGACAACAAGCUAAGAACGCCAAAUACCAAUUCGCUACCCAAAUCGAUGACAGCAUUUCUGGAAACUUCCAACAGAGAGCUGAAAUCAGAGAAAAUGGUGUAGUAUAUGGUAAAUACUCCUACGAUGAUGGUUUCAACUGGAGAACCGUCUACUAUGAAGAUGAUGGCCACGGUUUCACAAUUACCAAGCAAGACGUCCGCCCAUCCCACAUCAAAACUCUUACCGGUGAAGCCAGCGUCCAGACCUUGGUCAAUGGCAACUUGGUUGACUACCAUAUUACCACAAAGGACAUCAACAGCAAAGUUCCCGUUAGGAAACCAGUAUAUACUACCCCUCUCUUAAUAUAA